AUGGCAUACGAAUACAAAGGGCCUAUUGAUGCCAGCGCCCCUUUCGGUGAAAGCCACAUCAAAGGCAAGACAGCUAUCGCCACUGGAGGCGCCAACGGAAUAGGCGAAGCUUAUGUCCGACACCUUGUUAAGGCGGGAGGAUUCGUUACAAUUGCAGAUAUGGAUGAAGUUCGUGGGAAAGCUCUGGAGAAGGAGCUCUCAAUCAAGUUCUUCAAAUGCAACGUUUGUCAUUGGCAAAACCAGCUGGCCGUGUUUAGAUCAACACUGUCGGCAUCUCCCGCUGGCAGAAUUGAUAUUGUCAUCGCCAACGCAGGUGUCAGUGGCGCUGACGCUGUUCAUUUCAAUGAUCUCAGCCUCGACGAGCCGGAAGAACCAAGGCUGAAUGUCCUCGACGUCAAUCUCAUUGGCGCCCUAUAUACAAUCAAACUUGCCUUGUUUUACUUCCGCAAACAAGGUUCGAGUGGUCAAGUACAAGACCAGAAUCUGAUAUUACAAGGAAGCCUCGCGGGCUACACCGAUUUUCCUGGUGCACCACAGUACGUCGCCUCAAAAUACGGUCUUCGAGGCAUUAUGAAGUCGUUGAGGUGGUCAGAAGUUCAAUUUGGCACUCGAACUAAUUAUGUAGCGCCAUGGUUUGUGAAAACAUCUAUUCUGAGUCCGGCAGAGAAAAAUUGGCUCGAUUCUUCUGGAAUCGAGUUUGCAGAGGUUGAGGAUGCGGCUUGUUGUGUCAUGAGGAUCGCGUCGGAUCCGACUAUCAACGGUCGGGUGUUCGGUAUCUUGCCGCGAAGUCAGGCAGCCCAUGGUUUCCUUGACAUGGAUGUAGACGACUAUAAAGAGGGGACACUGUUAGACGACCUGAAUAAAAUUGCUGUUGGUACAAAUCACCGUGCCAAUGUAGGGAUGUCCGAAAUUUCGAGCUACAGGAGCUAA
Cladophialophora psammophila CBS 110553 is the source of this 930-nucleotide messenger RNA. RefSeq lists its product as uncharacterized. Lineage: Eukaryota; Fungi; Ascomycota; Eurotiomycetes; Chaetothyriales; Herpotrichiellaceae. Bases 1 to 930 code for a protein of 309 amino acids. The transcript is spliced from 7 exons. The record is from RefSeq and is a predicted model, not a curated record. Gene Ontology annotation, molecular function: oxidoreductase activity.